AUGCCCGUUCCGUUCGAGACUCUCCUCCCCUACGCCAUCAUGAUUGGUAUGUUCGGUGUCACUGGAACCGGACUUGCUGUCGUCAAGACGUGGCGUAACGAAGGCAAGCGACCGCGAUACUCGCUAGAUCAGUGGGAUAGACAAAGUAAGAAUCACAACGGAGGACACGUUAUGAUGGACCGCGAUCGCAGACUCACCGGCACUCUUCGAGGACAGAUAGACAGGCCAGAAGCACCACCAGGCUUUGAAUUCUCAAACGGCUGGAAACUGGAAAAGCGCUUCACGUAA
Messenger RNA from Pochonia chlamydosporia 170, 288 nucleotides. RefSeq lists its product as hypothetical. The record is from RefSeq and is a predicted model, not a curated record. Bases 1 to 288 code for a protein of 95 amino acids. NCBI's taxonomy places the organism in Eukaryota, Fungi, Ascomycota, Sordariomycetes, Hypocreales, Clavicipitaceae. The transcript has 5 exons.